GCGAAAAUUGUUGGUAGCGUGAUUUGGUAGAUAGCGGCAGGGUUAUACGUACGCGGCAGAAAGACUCACGGAGAGACAAAGGACCACUCAAUUCAAUUUCUAUUUCAUAUUAUCCCUUUCUUUCUAAAUUCGAACUAAUUCACAAAAUGAUGUGGGAAUGGGAUGAUUACGAUGACACCACUCCAAAACCCGAACAACCACAACCCGAUUCUCAUCUCAACUUCGAUUUCUUCUCUGCACUCUCCACGCCCAAGGAUUAUUAUAAGAUACUUGAAGUGGAUUAUGAUGCUUCGGAUGAUGAUAUUCGCUCCAAUUACAUUCGUCUCGCUCUGAAAUGGCACCCUGAUAAGCAGAAAGGCCAGGAUUCUGCUACCUCCAGAUUCCAAGAGAUAAACGAGGCCUAUCAAGUUUUGAGUGAUCCGGUCAAAAGGAGGGAAUACGACAAAAAUGGGAUGCAUUACGUAUAUGAUUACAAUAUCAUUGAUUAUCUCAACCGUUACAAGGGCCUUAUAUUGACGUGCAAUGGCCUUGGCGUAAAGCAUUCGAUAUGGUAAACCAAACCAACAUCAUUCCAGUGCAUCUGGGACAGUUUUUUUGUAGUACCUGGCACUGCAUGCCAUGCAUAGUAAUGAACACACCUGCUUAUGAUGUCCUAGAGAGCCAGUUCCAUGCUUUUUGUAUUAAAAAAAGGACAAAAAUGGGACUCCCAUGUCUUGUAAUGUCGAAUGCUCUCCCCUCCCCUGCCUUCUUUCAAAUAUGUGUUAAUAUCUUCUCACCCUUUCUAUUUAUCUAUUAAUGAAAAUUAGGUUAACACUUAUA
This is a messenger RNA of Abrus precatorius (Indian licorice), 819 nucleotides long. RefSeq names its product dnAJ-like protein slr0093. Gene Ontology annotation, cellular component: cytoplasm; nucleus. The record is from RefSeq and is a predicted model, not a curated record. The coding region runs from base 147 to 554 and encodes 135 amino acids. NCBI's taxonomy places the organism in Eukaryota, Viridiplantae, Streptophyta, Magnoliopsida, Fabales, Fabaceae. The transcript is spliced from 5 exons.